Messenger RNA from Aplysia californica (California sea hare), 1685 nucleotides. RefSeq names its product E3 ubiquitin-protein ligase TRIM71. NCBI's taxonomy places the organism in Eukaryota, Metazoa, Mollusca, Gastropoda, Aplysiida, Aplysiidae. Gene Ontology annotation, biological process: proteasome-mediated ubiquitin-dependent protein catabolic process; protein polyubiquitination. The record is from RefSeq and is a predicted model, not a curated record. Gene Ontology annotation, molecular function: protein binding; ubiquitin protein ligase activity.
UGAAGAACACACAGAGGUGAAGGGGCAGCAGAAUGGUGGACUUCCAAUCUCACUACAGAGUGUACCCUCACGGCUUCACUUCCGAUCCUCCUCGAGUUGGAGUGAAGACCAACAGAGAACUCUACCAUGAAGAGGGACGAAAAGUUUUCAGGAAAAGGCAUGAUCGUCCAGUACAUGACUGUCGUCAUGAAGUAAUGAAAGACCACACAGACAGACAAGAGUUUGAGACAUGGGUGUUGUCGCAUGGCAUGACAGAGACGUACAGAGCAGUGGAAGAUCUACAUGACAAGUCUGAAGAACCAACUCCUGGCACAAAGAAACCUGACAAGCUACUGUACAAGUUGGGUGAGACGGGUAGCGCCCCCGGUGACUUCCGCUACCCGCGAGGACUGUGCACCACGAUGGACUGCGAUAUUCUGGUUGCUGACUCAAUGAACCAUCGAGUGCAGCAUCUCAAUCAAUACGGUGUGUACAAGAAGCAUGUCGGAAAGCAGGGACAGGGAAAUGAGGAGUUCAACGAACCUUGUGACGUCCUUGAACUGCCCAACGGGGAUAUUGCAGUAGCAGAUAAAAAGAAUAAAAGAGUGCAGGUUCUCACAGAAGAUUUGAAGUUUAAGUACAGUAUGCCAAUAGCUGGAGAGCCUUUCAGCUUGGGCUGCGACAGAGACAUGAAUGUUGCCGUGGCAACGACUCGGAAGGAGAUCUUCAUUUUUAACAGUUACGACAGAGUGAUGCUUCACCACUUUCCAGUGGGGGCAAAGGGCAAGUCCUCGGGUGCUCCAAUACAGAUCUCAAUGUCAAACGACUCGGAGAUCCUGGUGAGUGACCCGGAGGACGGUCAUGUGUACCUGUACACGCUGGAGGGUCGCUGCUUCUGUCGGUUUUCCCCUGAGGCACACUCAGCGGGCCUGUCUGUGAUGGCCGGUGACGUCUGCUUCACGCCGCUGGGCCAGAUUCUUGUCGUGGACGUCCUUAACCAUGUGAUCAACGUGUACACGGACAACGGCGAGUUUCUCCAGCAGGUCCUAGUCCCCACGGACGACGUUGGCAGUGUUCACUCCCUUGCCCUAGGGCUGGAAGGCCACCUGGUGGUCUCAGAGUUCAGUGUUGGGGGAGACCACUGCAUCAAGAUCUUCCGCUACCGACAGUGUCCGUGCCAUGAGGGGAAAACCCCUGGGAGCAAGAAGAGGACACCGGUGGCCUCUCCCAACAUGUGAACUCGUUUCUAUGACAUCGGAGAGUUGAAAGAUGCUGAUGGGGUUGUGCGAUCCAACUAAGGGGUUUUAAUGUACAGUUUUAGGUCUUUUGGUCAACUUUUGUCAGCACAUAAUCAUAGUGGGAAUUCCUUCGACUUUUGUCUUGCUAGACUCCCAAAAAACAAAGAGUGGUUGUCAGAUGCUAGCAGACCUAUUACAUUGGAGUAAAAGCAGUUAUCAGACUCCAUUUUUAAAACAUUAGUGCAAAUCAAACGUUGUACAAAUGUAGGAUCUUUGCUGAUGCACUCUGAACACAUAAGAAUUUCACUUCCACCUUGGAUGAUUUGCCCGUCACUGUCAGUACAGUAGAACUCGGAUUCAACGAGGUCUCCGGGCCUGACCUAAAAUCUAGUUGAAUCCGAGUGUUUGUUAUAGCAAACAAGAGGUUUUGUAUAGAUAAUUACAGGCCCUGAGCAAGUAAUGUGUAAA